Messenger RNA from Ictidomys tridecemlineatus (thirteen-lined ground squirrel), 5957 nucleotides. The record is from RefSeq and is a predicted model, not a curated record. NCBI's taxonomy places the organism in Eukaryota, Metazoa, Chordata, Mammalia, Rodentia, Sciuridae.
GGGCCCGCAGUCCCCCGCCUGCUUUCCUGGGGCUGCUGACCCCCUGCUGCGUGCUCUGCAGGUUGCACCCUCUCGCUCCCAUUGGAAAUCCAGGCUUUUGCCACUUGGUGCUCAGAGGAGGGGAGCUGUCACAUUGCGUCACAGUUGUGAGUCACUGUCAGUAAGAUACCGCCCGUCACCGCCGAGUCCUGCUCCCCACAUGUUCAACAUGUAGAACACUGGAGAAGCGCGCCAGGCGAGCACAAAGCAGGGCUUAUUUAAAAAGGGGAAACCGACUUCUCCCGGGAGGGAGAAGGGCCAUAGCUGGCAUCCUGGUAUCCCCAGAAGCGAGGUGUUGUGCCCUUUUUAUAUGUCCUAGGCUUCCUUUGUUCUCCUGCCCUCUUCCCCUGUCUUCUUCCUGCGCACCUGACCAGACCCAGAGCGCUCGGUGGGAGGGCCAAAGGUGGGACACAGGUGGGCUGAAGGGGGAAGGGCAGCUUGGAGCUGCUCAGGACCGGGUACCUUGGCAACAGGUUGGAGCAGGGGCAGGUUGUAGAUAAGAUCCCUCAGGGGUCAGUCUCCAACUUCCCAGACUCACUCAAAGUUGGCCUCCUUGGAUCUGACCUGACAAUAUUUACAGAUCUACACUGACUGCCUGUCUCAUUCUGGCUUCAAUUAUAGAAAACCCUGUGCUCCAGGUACCUUUUCCUGGACCAUUCCGACUUUAUUCUAAAGUGUCCAUUCAGACAUUUUGUUUGUUUUAAGCUUUUCUUUUUAUUGAUGACUUAGAGGGGUUAUAGUUCUGAUCAGUCUGUGGCUUGCCCUGACAGUGAUAUCAGUCCACCUGGUGACCUCCCAGGUCCCCUGUGGCUACUUGAAUGGAUACAGAAUGUAGCAUGAGUUUUGGAAAAGACAUUUAUUUAAAUCAUAUCAGUAUAUCUUUUGAGAUAAUUAUAGAACUUUAUACUGUGUUUUCUCCUUUGUGUUUUUUAAAAUUUUUUUAGUUAUCAAUGGACCUUUAUUUUAUUUAUUCAUAUGUGGUGCUGACAAUCAAACCCAGUUCUCACACAUGCUAGGCGAGUGCUCUACUACUGAGCCACAACCCCAGCCCAUCUCCUUUGUGUUUCUAACAUGGUUAAUGAUAUUGGUUCAUUUCCAAAUGACAAAGGAAAAGCUAGGAAAGUCAUUGUAACUAAAGCUGCCACCAGCAUUUAAAAGGAAGAGGUGAUCUCAUCAGGGGAAAACCUGGCACCCCAUGUGUGAGAGUGUCUGCAGAAGGUGGGAGUGGCUGAGACCAGAGAAGGCCGGCAGAUCCAGGCCGCAGAAGGUAGCAAGCCAGUCCCUUACCAGGCAAAGCAGCUGCAGGGCAGAAGGUUCAUGUGCUCAGCUGGACACAGGUGGGCCCUGGCCAACCAGAGCAGACCUGGCCUUUCUCAGGAACCGUUAACAUGUCAAAGGUCAGUUAAGAAGCAGUCUGGGAGGCUGGGGACACAGCUCAGUUGGUAGAGUGCUCGCCUGGCAUGUACAAGGCCCUGGGUUCAGUUCCCAGCAUAACAACAACAACAACAAAGCAGCAGCCAUCUGUGGGCCAGGUUGUGGCUCAGUGGCAGAGCUUGCUGGUGUGUGAGGCAUUGGGUGGAAUUCUCAGCUCCGCAUAUAAAUAAGCAAAGAUAAUAAAGUUCAUCAAUGACCAAAAAGAAUCUAUUAAAAAGAAAAGCAGUCUGGACAUCGAUGACCACCACAACACACACAGCCUAUCUUAAUAACUCUGCUCUAUAGUGCCCUGGUCACCUGGUGGGCACACAGGCUCUUACAGCCAAGAUGGGCUGUGGUCAUAACAAGCUGGGUCCUUACAAAUCUCAAGUUGGAAAACACUAAAGCGUUGAGUAGCUCCAUGUGACUGACUUGAUAGUGCCAGAGGGGAAAUGGGGAGAGUCUGUGAGGUGAGUGUGCAGAGGUGAGCGCAAGGACAGCUCCUGCCUGGUCCCAGGUCUUCAGCUCAGACACAGUGACUGUGUCUUUGGGGUGCAUGCCCUCAGUCAGGGGUUUGGCCUUCUGAUAUUUGGAGAAUGUCCAUGUCUGUUGUUGAGAGAUGGGCUGUAGUUUUCCUCUGACAGUUUGGGUUUGAGGUCGUGCUGCCUCAUUAAGAGAAACUGGAAGUUGUUUGUUGGUCCUGCUAGAAAAAACAUGCCAGGCAUGCAGCCUGCUCUUCCCUCGGGGAGUGUCCGUCUGGUGGCACUCGCUCAGCAGGCUGGGCUUCCACUUGGCUUGCUCAGCUCUAGUCUUUAUCUAAGUUGCUGGACUUGGUGUGACAGGCUCAUGAUGGCUCUCAGGGCACUCCUGACGGAGGGUCUGUGGCAAGGCCCCUUCUCACGUGCAGGGGAAGAAGGUGUGCUCUUUCUUCCUACCACUGGGGAUGUCUUCUCCCGUGGUGUCUGAGGCUGGGCUCUACAGGGGAGGCGAGGCCCCUGCAGCAGAGGCGCCUGGAUCCCGGGGAAGGUGGGGCAGGCCAGAGGCCAGAGCAGCAAAUGCAGCUCCUAGUGGGGAACGCCUGGCCUGACGGGCACCUCAGUGAGGGCGAGUGGACUCCCCGGGCCAGCCCAUAUUCUGAGUUAGGAGAAGGUGGCUGGGAUGUGGCCCCUUCAUGGGAAAGCACCCGAGGACAGUUUGUGUGCCUGCCCUGUGGAGUGGCCUGGCCUGCUGUCCAGGAACUAGCUAUCUUGGUUGGGGCUCUGUGUCACUCUCCAGUGCCACGUCCACAGUCAGGCUGGUGACUUUCAGCCAUACCGGCUGGUCUCUAUCUGGUCUGGAGAAGGCCUGCCUGCUUCCUGGUGUUCCAGAGUUCUGCUGCUUGCCAGGGGCCAUAGCACCUGCUCUCCCUGGCACCUCAAUGCCAGGGCAUAGGCACCACUGGCUUUUCCUGGGCUCCCUGGGCUUGCAAGUGGGGGUUGGCUCUUGGAGUUAGGUGGGGCUCUGGGCCAGCCUCUCCUGCUCACCCCACUCUCUCCCCAGACUGUCUGCUCCAUUAUGCCUGUGUUUCCUCAGAGUGUGACCACUGCAGUUCCCGUGGAUGUGCGCCAGGAGCAGCUAGUCCUGGAGCCGUGCACAUGUCAGGUGCCGGUGACCUUUGAGGAUGUGGCAGUGUACUUCUCAAGGGAAGAGUGGGAGUGUCUUGGCCCCAGCCAGAGGGCCCUCUACCAGGAUGUGAUGCUGGACAACUUCAGGAGCUUGGUUGCUUUGGAAGGACUUUGCGGCCCCAGACCAGAUCUUGUCUCUCACCUGGAGCAGUGGGGUGAGCCAUGGGUUGAAGACUGGGAGAGAGCUGAGUUUCGGGAAGCACAGCGGGAUUCCCACCCAGGGUCAAGGAAGCCUGUUGACCACAAAAGACUCUGUGAUCAGCUGGCCUGGGUUCACGCGAAGACCCACCUGCGGAGAAGAGUCCAGAGAGGGGCUAGCUGGGGGAAGAGCUUCCUCCCAGCUGUGGGUGAGGUGCAGCUUCCCAGGACUGCUCCAGGGAGGAAGGCAGGUAAGCCCACGACUCUCCACGGCCAGGCGUGUGGAAAGUCCUGCAGGCAGUGGCCAGGUCUUGGGGAGCAGCACAAGAGCCGCACGGAGGAACCUGCAUUCAUCUGUGGCACGUGCGGGAAGGCGCUGAGCUGCCACAGCCGGCUGGCUGCUCACCAGAUGGUGCACACAGGAGCCAGGUCCUUUGAGUGCUUCCAGUGCGGCCAGACCUUCCGCUGGUGUUCCAACCUCCUGCGCCACCAGAGGAACCACACGAGUGAGAAGCCCUUCAGCUGCGAGCUGUGUGGACAGGCCUUUAGCUUGAAGGACCGUCUGGUGCAGCAUCGCAAAGUCCACACAGAGCACCGGCCCUACGUGUGUGGUGACUGCGGGAAGGCCUUCAAGCAGAAGUCCAACCUCCUCCGGCACCAGCUUGUGCACACUGGGGAGAGGCCUUUCUUCUGCACCAACUGCGGCAAGGCUUUCCGGACCAAGGAGAACCUUAGUCACCACCAGCGCAUUCACAGCGGGGAGAAGCCCUACACCUGUGCCGAGUGUGGGAAGGCCUUCCGGUGGCCCAAGGGCUUCAGCAUCCACCAGAAGCUGCACCUGGCCAAGAGGUCCUAUGAGUGUGAGCGCUGUGGGAAGGGCUUCCGCCACCUGGGCUUCUUCACUCGGCAUCAGAGGACUCACCGGGGAGGCCAGGUAUAGAGGCCCUGGCCCCGGGGCUCCACCUUUGCUGGGGACGAGCUGUGCCCUCUGUCACUCUUGAGCCUAGAAGGAAACCUUAUGGGCUUUCAGAAUAACUAGGUAAAGCUUGGAGCUCCGUAGAGCUCCUGAGAAGUACCAACAGGAAAAUGCCAUCAGAAGAAGGGGAUCCAGAGUAUGCCAUGGAGACUGAGCAGUGCGUCCGCGUAAGCAUAAACACACACACACCCCGUUUACCCGCCCUGGAGAUGUGUCCGUGACUGUCUCACCCCAUGAACUUGACCCCUGUCCCCGCUGUCACUCGUGUGCACUUUAACCUUUUGUCCUGGCUCUUUCUCUCCCUCUUUGCUCAUCCAUCUUUCUUCCAUCUCUGCAAGGUAGUGUUACAUUUUUCAGAGAAGCAAAGCCUCUUUUGCGACCUCACUAUGUGGGAACUUACAAACGAGCACCUUUGUGUCAUCGGGAGCCAGUUAAAAGGCCAGAUCUGAAUUCAAAGCCAGGGUCUGGUUGGCAUGGCACAUGUGGGGCUGCUUCUGCUCCGUGGCAGCACAGGACGGGUGGGCUGUCCCUGGGGGUCAAAGCUGCACCCUCAGUUCUUGUCCUUGCAGCUUCUUGUACUGAGACUGACCUGGGCGUCGGCUCUUUGGCACAAUGGCAUCGUGUCUCAUUUCUGUUCAUUGAGUUCAUAGAACGUGCCCAGGAAGGCCAUGGUGUAUGGAUGAGAACUGGACGUGUCUGCCCAGCUCUGCAUCCACAUGUGGGACCAUGAGUUACAGAGAUGCUGCCAACCGGGGCCUGGGCUGCUCAGCUCUGGCCCUUGGCUUUCAGGCUGCUUAAUGACUCCACUGCACUGCCCUGUGUCAUGGGCCUUGGCUGCUGGGCAGCUCUGUGCUCAUGCCUGGUGCUGGGUGGUGCCCAGAAGCUGGCUGUAUAGCGGCUGCCCGCCUGCCUGCCUACUGGGCAAUAGGAGCUCCCUCUGCCCAUGCCCUCCCUGUUGGUUGGUGCUCAGAGCUGGUCACGCCCCUGGAGCUGGUGAGUGGCUGGGUCUGAGAGCAGAAUGUGGUGGCCAGGCUUGCUGCAGGUUGUCUUCUCGGUUUUCAGCUUGGGGUACCUCUGCUUUGCCCAGGCAGAAACAGCCUGCCAGGCAGAGCUUGCAGGGCAACUCCAUACUGUGAGAGCUGAGCAGGGACCCGCAUUUGUCACUGCUGUAUCAGGUUAUCCUGAUAUCUGAUGAGAGUUUUGCAAUUAAUAACAGGCACAGUGGUGCACACCUAUAACCCCAGCAACUCAGGAGGCUGAGGCAGGAGGAUCACAAGUUCAGGGCCAGUCUCAGCAACUUAGUGAGACCUUGUCUGAAAAAAUAAAAAGGUUUGGGUGCACCUUAAUGGUGGAGUUCUUGUGCCUAAUCCCUGGAACCAAAAAGUAAUUCCCAGAUAACAUGCACCUAGACUUGGCAAUGUCACAGGAAGCAGGGUGAAGAGGACCAGCUCAGCCACCAAGAAGAAGCAUGGCUCCAGAGCCCUGAGGGACGCUGUUAGACAGCACCUUCUCCAAGCAGCCAGAGGCCCAGAGACGUGGGGCUGUGGUGCUGGGAGCAAAUCAACUGUAAGAAGCCAUUUUUGAGACAAUCAUGUGAACAGGCUGGGCAUUGGUAGCAUUAAGGAAUUUGCUGGUUUUGAGGUGAAUUCUGACAUUUGUGGGAGAAAUGACAUGGUGUUAAGGAUUUGCCUUUAAGUUCUAAUAAAAAGGGAGAAAAGCCUGGCAAA